UUUGCUGAACAAUUUAUUAAAUUUUUAGCAUUUGGCGGAGGUGGUUUGGCAAAUAGUUUGCUUUCCUUAAUUAGAUUAUUAAUGCAAUACAAAUUUUAUAAGUUUUUUUGUCCAGUGCACGCUCAUUUGUCGACGUUUAUCUGGACAUAAGAGUGCUAUUUACGGACAAAGAUAAAUACUUAACAUUUUUCCAUUGGCUGGCUGUUAUUAAAUAGCGCUAGACAAAUUGCAAAUUGUUAAAACAAUCGUAUAAAAUGUAUCUACAAACUUUAUUCAAUGUAUACGUAGUUAGUUGUAGUUUACGUAUGUAUGUAUAGCAAAUUAUUCACUGUCCAAUGCACGCUCAUUGGCCGUCAUUAACCUGGGCUUUUCGAGUGCUAUUUGCGGACAAAUAGAAAUUUUUAACAAAAUACCAUUGGAUAGCUCGUUUUGAUGGCGCUUUCCAUUAUUCAAUUGUUAAAACAGUUUAAAAAUAUUAGGAGAAAAACAUAUGAGUAUUUUGUGCAGUUUGAGGUAAUAAGUAAUUUAUUAUAAGGCUUGCUGAGCAUUAUAUACAAAGUACCAUAUUAAAGAUGAGUACUACUUGAAGUACCACGUUGCCAAAUAGCCAGAUGUUAAUUGCCACACCACGUGCUAAUAAAUAACCUAUGAAUUGAUUUACAUGCAUGUGUACAUAAAUGUAUGUGUCACCGUACACGAUACAUAUAGCUUCAUACAUAUUAUACUCCUGAGUACAAAUAAUUCAGCCCAGCAGUGCAUUUUCUUUUGGCGCUUACUGUAUUUACUGAUAUACAAACAUAUGUACAUGCAUAUGUGUACAUGUAUGUACAUGCAUACAUAUGUACAUAGGUACUCACUUUGUAAUCACGACUUUUGUUAAAGCAGUGGCCAUUCAAAACUUCAGUGUAAAAUGCUCUUCGUAGAAUGUUAAUUGUUCGUUACAGUGGAAUCAUAAAAUAAACCAUAAAAUGGCCCACGCACAGCAACAUCCGCAGGUAGAAUUGCUAUUGGUAGCCAUAACACGAAGCAUCACCCACAUUUUCAAUGGGAUCACGAACUAGGCAAUCAGUUAAAGAGAAAUAAAAUAAAAGUCAGGUAGGUAAGAUGUCAAACAUUUUCAAAUGCAUGUUACAUAUUUGUUUUGAACACACAUUUGUACAUGAAUGCCCGUCACAUCUUAUAAUUUGUGCAUUUGUGCAGCAUGUUGCAAGCAAGACAACCUUCCUUUCGAAAUAGUUCAGUUGAUCGCGCUCGCUGGUAGCAAGUAGACGAAUAAAUUUUAAAUUGCAUGCAGGCGGGAAAUUGUAAGAAAACGAACAUGGAUUUCAGAAUACUUUGCCUGUUCAUCAUCAUCAAGUGGUCCUUGGCACGGCAGACUUUAUCGCCUACAGCGACGCGACAACAAACACUUUAUUUCCAUUCACUCCAAUACUAUCCCAAAUAUCAGAUCAUAAAUGCGCUACCAGCAAAUAAGGAAGAGAGCACAAGCACAGAAAUACCAACCAGCACAAAAGCACCAACGACAAGCACUACGACUGAAGCCAAUUUCAAACAGGCGGCCAAUACGAUUGAGAAUACCAAUAUCGACACUAACAUUUCCACUACAGUGAAUUUGACAACCAAUUCGCUUGAAGCGUCAACAGACAACACAAUUUAUACGGCUGCCGAGUUUCCGCAUGAUCUGCUCGAGAUAGCGCGGUCAAAGCUCGGUCUGAGAAGUCUCGAUGAAGUGCCUAGCAUAAGUGAGCUGGCUGAAUUUCUCGGCACUUCUAAUGCAGAAGAAACCAUUAAGUACAUACGCCAGCUAACAAACACUGAUCAAGGCAUUGAGCUGAUAAAAGCAUACCUAGAAUCUGCAGACUUCACCGAUCGCACUGAAGAGUCGCGUCGUGGACAACAACAGCAAGAAAUGGACGGUGGACGGACUAUUGUAGAAUCAACAAAGCCUAAGAGCAAUCUGCUCGAGCGCUUAGCAGCCUAUUUUCACAUUUAUAACUUAUGGCCACAAAGUAAUGGCGUCGAUGCUGCUGACGCCCGCAAGCAAGUGCAACAGCAGUUAAGUAAAUACAUUAAACCUCAGCUACAGUAUAGGAAACGCAUGCAAGCAGCAGCCGCACAUCAUGGAGGCGCCCACCCAACAGGCGUACAUCAUCCCCACAAGCCGCUUUUAAUACGUAAUCCAUUACCGUAUCAUUAUCCCAUACCUUUCCGUCCUGUCUUCGGAAAUCGCCUGCCACAACAUAACGACGCUGCUGCAGGCAAUCCAAUGUCAACAACAGCAGUACAUUUGAACACGCCGAAAUUCUAUGUACCAUCGCAUAUACAAUUAGCACGUGCAGCCAAUAUACCGCCGCAACAAUUGCAAACGCUGCUGCAAAGCAAGCCCAAGUUGGCGGAAUUGGCUGCCAAAGUGAGCCAUUUACCACUGACAAAUGAUCGCUCAUCGCCCAUUGAUGCACAGCUAUUGGCGGCAGUUAAACGAGCUGUAGAACAUGAUGAGGACUUGCGUAAGCUGCUACAGGCGACCGCUGAAACACUUAAGUAGUGAAUUAAGACUUUGUUUAUGUGCUUAAGAAUUAACAAAACGAUUUUCAAAUAAUUAAUGGAAUGUAUAAAUAUAUGAGCGAUGUUUAUAUUUUUGAAACAUAUAAUUUGUUUUCCCAUUUUAUUAUAAUUAAGAUAAAUUUUAUACAUUAGCGAAAAUGUACUUCGUGUAAGUCUUUAAGAAAAACAAGUAAAACUUUUAAAGCACUCACACAAAGGCACACAUAGCACAUGGUGCAUAUCGCGAUCAACUGCCACAAAUAAAGGGAAAUGCAUAAGCACAUUUAUUUGCAGUCGCACAAAUUUUAAGUGGGGCCUACAUACGUUAAAUUUCAUUACUUUUUCAUUUGGGAAAUAAUAGAA
Messenger RNA from Rhagoletis zephyria (snowberry fruit fly), 2907 nucleotides. RefSeq names its product link (gene link). Lineage: Eukaryota; Metazoa; Arthropoda; Insecta; Diptera; Tephritidae. The record is from RefSeq and is a predicted model, not a curated record.